UUGUUUGUUUGUUUGGGGAAACACACAACCAAACAAGCCCUUAUCACAAUUCUAUCUCUCACUCAGGCCCAAUUCAUAGCUACCUCUUUCUUCUCAUGCUCUCCGAUUCUCAACUUCUGAUUAUCCAACACUAGUUUUUUUCUCUUCGGCCAUUUCUUUCGUGAUUACUCGUUUGCAUAGAAAAUGAGUUCAUUGGAUGCAACUAGGGCAGAACUUGGCCUUCUUGUUUUGUAUUUGAACAAGGCUGAGGCAAGGGACAAGAUUUGCAGAGCAAUACAAUAUGGUUCGAAGUUUUUGAGUAACGGGGAACCUGGUACAGCGCAGAAUGUAGACAAAACAACCAGCUUAGCACGAAAAGUUUUUCGUCUAUUUAAGUUUGUCAAUGACCUGCAUGGUCUGAUAAGUCCAACACCACAGGGUACACCCCUCCCUCUAGUUCUGUUGGGAAAGUCCAAGAAUGCAUUGCUGUCCACUUUCUUGUUUCUUGAUCAAUUUGUGUGGCUUGGCAGAACCGGUAUCGUUGAGAACAAAGAACGCACUGAACUACUCGGCCGGAUUUCUCUCUUUUGUUGGAUGGGUUCCUCAGUGUGUACCACCUUGGUUGAGCUCGGGGAGCUAGGAAGACUCUCUGGAUCCAUGAAGAAGUUAGAGAAGGAAAUCAAGAACAGUAAUAAAUAUGACAAUGAGCAAUACCAGGCGAAGCUAAAGAAGUCGAACGAGAGGACUCUGGCACUUAUCAAAGCAGGCAUUGAUGUAGUGGUAGCUGCUGGACUACUUCAGCUGGCACCUCAGAAAAUCACUCCCCGUGUUACCGGGGCGUUUGGAUUUGCUUCGUCUCUGAUAUCUUGCUAUCAGUUGCUUCCUCCUGCUUCUGCCAAGUCAAAAACAUCAUGAGCAUGGAAGAAUAAUCUGGCUGCCAUCAUGCUUCACUGUUGUUAAAUAAAUGUAUGAAUUUGUCAGGAGAUGUUAUAAUUGGUAUGGUUUUCAUCUUAGUAGAAACAUAGUUCUGUUUGGAGUUGGUUUCAAAAACCAUUUUGUUUCUGAUUCAGUCCUUCCAACUCUUUUGAUUAUAUCAUAAAUAUAUAAGUUUAACAUCCUCUCAA
Messenger RNA from Vicia villosa (hairy vetch), 1103 nucleotides. RefSeq names its product peroxisomal membrane protein 11C-like. Gene Ontology annotation, biological process: regulation of peroxisome size; peroxisome fission. Bases 184 to 894 code for a protein of 236 amino acids. Gene Ontology annotation, cellular component: peroxisomal membrane. Lineage: Eukaryota; Viridiplantae; Streptophyta; Magnoliopsida; Fabales; Fabaceae. The record is from RefSeq and is a predicted model, not a curated record. The transcript has 8 exons.